This is a messenger RNA of Aspergillus heteromorphus CBS 117.55, 1548 nucleotides long. RefSeq lists its product as uncharacterized. Lineage: Eukaryota; Fungi; Ascomycota; Eurotiomycetes; Eurotiales; Aspergillaceae. The coding region runs from base 205 to 1449 and encodes 414 amino acids. The record is from RefSeq and is a predicted model, not a curated record. The transcript is spliced from 9 exons.
AUUCGACAGCUACAUGCAGUAUGCAGUGUCGUGAUACAUGCUGCAUAUUGGAUCUUGUAAUCUCCGGAUGGCAAAUGGCGAAAGCUGAGGGUCGAAAGUCGUCGCUGCCUCCCAGGGAUAUCCUAAAGCAUUCCCCAACCUUAGAAAGCAUCCCCAGCCAUCAUCAUCCUCCUCCUGUUCUCCAAAUUGAACUGCUUUUGAAAAAUGGCCGCCGUCGCUAUUCCCCCGAGUCUUGCCCCCCGAACCUCCCCCACCUUCGACGAGGUAGCCGCCAAAGUCGACCGCAUUGUCGGCGACAACCCUACCCCCGAUAAAUACUGGGCGGUCCAGGACCAGCUCACGAACGAGGAGCUUGCCGUUCUCGUGGACGGUGCCCCAUCGCACAACCCCAUCAAGAAUGAAGCCCAGCGCACGAAGUACACCGAGGGCGCUGCCCAUUCCUUGGGCUCCAAGGAGGCCGAGGAUAUCCUGGAGCAGGCAGCACAUGAUGCCGUUGCCGCGGCUCGGGACAUCGAUCGAGGCUUUCUGAGUCUUCAGGCCGAGAUCGCGAGAGUUGAUGCUAUUCAUCAUUCGGGGUUUAGUGAUGACUUGAGGAAGGUCAAAGAGAACUACGACAAGGUGCUUUCGGACAGCAGGGACGUCGCGGCGGCGCUUUCUGCCCAAACGAACCAGUUCGACGAUGUCAUUCUGAACAUGGUUUCAAACGAAACCCUCACUGCCGACGAGAAGCUGAUCGGCGUCGACUGGUACAUUGGGAGAAUCGAAGGAGUGCAUGCCGACGCUCGCGGCAUCGAAGUUCGAUUCGAGUCCUUGAAGUCCGAAUUCGCCGGACUCGUCGGACGGUUCGGCGACUGGGCCAAGGAGAGGGAAGGCGAGCUAACCACGCAGGUCGAGGCGGCGAAGGAGGAACUGAUCCGGUUGAACGAGCAGCUGGUUGCGCUGAACAUCUCCAUUGCUGCCUUUGGAGGAGUGAGUGCGAUUGGGAUCCUGAUGCUGGGUAUCUCUGCCUUCACCGGGCCGCUUGCCUUCUUCCUUGCGGUGGGCGGGAUGUUCGCUCUGGGAGUCUCCGCGGCGGCAAUCAUUGGACUCACCAUCGCCCGAGACAUCAAGAAAAGCCAGAUUGCAAACAAGGAGCGCGAGAUCCAGACCCUGGAGCAGCAGAUCGAACAGAUCCGCAAAGCGCGCGAGAACCUCGAGCUGAUGGGAAACGACCACCUCUUCCGAUUCGGGGACAAUGUCGACUUGCUCAAGAACGUUUGGAACCUUGUCUCCGUGGACGCUAUCACGAUCAGAGAGCACUUGGAGUCCAGUAAGCUGGGAAUAAUUCUCCCUCUCCCGGGACACUUGGAGGAGGCGCUUAACAAGGGUAAUGAUGUUUACAAGAAUAUGGCGAGGUAUUUGACCAUUUAUGCCACUGGGCUGGGGGCGACUAGGGCCGCGGAGAAGUGAACGAACGUCCACGGCACGUCAAUCAGCGUGAUGAUGGAGCGAUGGGAUUCCCCGAGGUAGUGGGGACAUGGCAGUAUCAUAUCAAUUCCAAUUAAGGAG